GGCCACAAUCACUCGGCUCAACCGUCUCCACCACACGCUUAGUCCUCCUCUUGUUUUUUCAAUUUGUUUCCGGCGAAUCAGAAGAUAUUUGUUUGUUGUUGUUGUUCAUCAUGGCGGGCGCUUGCGGCACUUCGAUUAGGCAUCGUCUCAUUGGUUCUUCUUCGGUUGUUGAGCUUUCCAGGUUGAUUAAUCGAGCUGGUGUUCCUUUCUCUGUGCGGAUCUCUACUAGAACCAGAGGACACGGUGGUGGUUUAACUGCACCUUCCUCUCGUGAAGAAGGUCCUUCUUGUAUCUUCGUUGGACCGAUUGAUUCAGCACGCAAGGAAACUUUAGAAGCUCUUUAUCGCCAAGCUAAGGAUGCGUAUUACAAUGGCAAGCCUUUGAUAGUUGAUGACAUGUUUGACAGAGUUGAGCUUAAGUUGCGGUGGUAUGGUUCAAAAUCUGUUGUCAAAUACCCUCGGUGCAGCCUAUUGCGGCAGUCAACAUAUGCUGAUGCAGAGGAUGAUGCAUCACAAGUUGUCCUGUUAGCUACCAUAUGGAUCUUGAUUUUCUUAUUUGGUAGCUCGGCUUGUGUUUUGCCCACGUUUUAUGGCCUCGGCCUAGUCUAUGGAGGAGAUCCGUUGGACUCAGGGCUUAUCUAUAGCGGCCAAUUGUCAUCUUCUGUGCCUCUUUUGUCAAAGUUGAACGGCAUCCUUCUCACCGUGCUAGGGCCUGCUUUUGGAUAUCCGAUUGCAUCUUCUGCAGUAAAAGUACUUCAAGGGUUAUGGAGAAAUGACUUAACGGCUCUAAGAGGAGACUGCCCAAAUUGCGGGGAAGAGGUCUUUGCAUUCGUGAGAUCCGAUCAAUCAAACCGAUCAGCUCACAAAGCUGACUGUCAUGUUUGUGAGUGCACUCUGGAGUUUCGUACCAAAGUGGAGAAAUCUACAUCACGAUUGGGUAGAAAAUGGGUUUAUGGCAGGAUAUACCUUGUAUCAAGGCCAAGGAGAGAUCGGCGUUCCAAACUUACAUAAUCUGACAAAUGAAGAAAGAUUUUUGGGAAUUGGUUCUACUCAAUUGUGUAUUGUAAAAAGGAUAUACUAGAAAGCUUUUGUAACAUUCAAAAUAUUCAUAAAAUUGUUACUAUAACGUUUUGUC
Molecule: messenger RNA, 1134 nt
Organism: Capsella rubella
Lineage: Eukaryota; Viridiplantae; Streptophyta; Magnoliopsida; Brassicales; Brassicaceae
Exons: 7
Coding region: 111-1010 (299 amino acids)
Biological process (GO): photosynthetic electron transport in photosystem I
Cellular component (GO): chloroplast thylakoid membrane
Molecular function (GO): oxidoreductase activity, acting on iron-sulfur proteins as donors
Source: RefSeq, a predicted model, not a curated record